This is a messenger RNA of Strongylocentrotus purpuratus (purple sea urchin), 1759 nucleotides long. Its product is annotated as N-acetylated-alpha-linked acidic dipeptidase 2-like. Gene Ontology annotation, molecular function: carboxypeptidase activity. The transcript is spliced from 4 exons. The record is from RefSeq and is a predicted model, not a curated record. Bases 1 to 639 code for a protein of 212 amino acids. NCBI's taxonomy places the organism in Eukaryota, Metazoa, Echinodermata, Echinoidea, Camarodonta, Strongylocentrotidae.
AUGUUUCUUUAUCAGAGAUUAGGGCUGUCAUCUUAUCCCGUCUACCAUUCUGUAUAUGAGAACUUUUACUACGUGAAGAACUUCUUGGAUUGGAAUUUUUGGCGUCACCAAGCCAUGGCAAGAGUUUAUCUUGAACUAUCGCGAGAUCUCGCGGACUCCUUGAUUCUUCCAUUCGGCUGCGUAGACUAUGCCGCUAAACUACAACAAGCUGCACAAGGCUUGGAGAGCAAUUUCGGCGAAAAGAUGGCACAAAAUGGUAUCGAUUUUGAUUACAUGGAAUCGGCUCUAGAUAAUUUCACAGGAGCAGCACAGCAUUUCGAAAUGCGACUAACUGAUAUAAAUGUAAACGACCCUUAUGCAGUAAGACGUGUUAAUGAUCAGAUGAUGCAACUUGAACGAGCUUUCAUUGACCCUGUUGGGCUUCCAGGAAGAAAAUGGUUGAGGCAUUUAAUAUUUGCACCUAGCAGCGUUGAUUCCUAUGCUGGUGAUGAGUUUCCUGCCGUAGUCGAUGCUUUAUAUCUUAUCGACGAUGACCCCGAUCAAGAGACUCGAUGGAAUAACGUUAGAAAACAACUAGCCAUCUUAACAUUCACCAUCCAAUCAGCGGCCAGUACGCUCAAUGACGUCACCCAACUUUAACUCGACCGCCUCAUGAUAUCCAAUCACUGGCCAGUAUGCUGAAUUACGUCACAUAACUUUAACUCUUGAUAUCCAUCAGCAUCCAGUAUGCUCAAUGAUAACUUUUCCCUCUUCGCGAUCCAAACCCGGGUUGGAGCUGCAAUCCCUGGAAGUUUGAUAUAACUAUAAUAUUUGGGCAACCGCAACCUUGAAUAUCGAGAUGUACUAUUAGCGAUAUUUAUAUCUUAUGACGAAUAGUUUUGACAAAAUUGCAUCGUCAAUACAAUAAAGUGUAGUAAAUAUUCUUUGCUCGCUUUCCUCACUGGCAAUAUUUGAAAACUUGACAUUUUAUAUUCAGGUAAGAUAUAUCAGCCCCUGGCAAAAUACUUUCCCUGUACGCCGCCUAUGUUUGUACAAAAAGACAUGAUUAUAUCUAAUGAUACUACUUUUACUACUAUUAUUAUAAUUAUAAACCGUACUUAAAGAGCGCACUAUUACAGAUAUGUCCUCAUUUUGGUGUAAACAUAUUUAACAGGGGGAAAUACAUUCUUUGGUCACUGCACUUAAUAUAGGGCCUACGUGCAAACGUUUAGACUUGUCGCCAUUGGACUCUAUCAACCAUGCUAAACUCGAAGAAAAAAAUAGGUCAGAUCUUGUUCUGAUUACAAACAAAUAUGAUUUCGAAAAUCUGGAUUUCUAUUGAUUGUCCCAAUGUAAACAUGUUACAAUGGUUGUUUUUUGUAAUUCAGGUGGACCCGUUCUUUUGUGUCGUUUUCUUUUACUGUGACCUCGCUUAGGAAUGUAUAACGCCAAUCAACUACCAAGCCUUUAGUCGAACUGUAUUAUUGUUGGGUUGAUUCCUUUCUGUUUUAUAUGAGAGGAUUCAUUUGUAAAUUCCAUUUAUUAGGAUCGAGAAACCAUUCAUCAUAAUUGAGAAAAACAACACCUAACUUGGGGUUGUCAAUUGGGAAAAUCCAUAUGCAGUGGACGAGGUGUGUGCUUUUCAGAGCAUCAUUUUGUUUAAGUUUUAAAUGAUAUAUUAUGAUUUAUUAAACUGUUAACAUGCAACCUGAUUUAUUCCUAUUUGUCUUAUGGUGUUUCAUAGCAGUCAUGUAGUAAACAAUAAAGCAAUAUCAGUAUA